This is a messenger RNA of Brassica rapa (field mustard), 1170 nucleotides long. Its product is annotated as dehydrodolichyl diphosphate synthase 2. The record is from RefSeq and is a predicted model, not a curated record. Gene Ontology annotation, molecular function: ditrans,polycis-polyprenyl diphosphate synthase [(2E,6E)-farnesyl diphosphate specific] activity. NCBI's taxonomy places the organism in Eukaryota, Viridiplantae, Streptophyta, Magnoliopsida, Brassicales, Brassicaceae. Gene Ontology annotation, biological process: polyprenol biosynthetic process; plastid membrane organization; response to cold. Gene Ontology annotation, cellular component: chloroplast stroma.
GAUAAAUAUUGUUCGUGGCGCUCAAUUUCGAAACACAGACAAAACACGACGUCGUUUUCAUUCCCUUACCAGAACCAUCUAUGGAUGCAGGUUCCAUAUCUCCCCCGCUUUUAUACUUCAAUGCCGUCUCCUUAGACCACCACAACAAGCCUUGUCAAUAAGAAUCAUAAGAUGUUAUCCCUUCGCGUUCCUCCUACAUCCUUCCAUUUCCGACUGUUUCACGCCGGAGCUCUAGAGCGGCGAUGGAGGCUAGGUAGAGACUGUCUCCGUUCCUUCUCGCAUCCUAGAGGAACCAGAUCACUCGGAGUCAAAUCUGCCAAACAGGAGAUGGCGCCGUUUACAGCGGCGGAGGAAGAAGCUCUGCCGGAGGGACUCCAUCCGGAGCUCAUGCCGAAGCACGUGGCGGUUAUAAUGGAUGGAAACGGGAGAUGGGCGAAGAACAAAGGUCUUCAACCUUGGGACGGUCACAGAGCCGGCGUUGAAGCUUUGAGAGAGAUCGUUGAGCUUUGCGGCAAAUGGGGAAUUCAAGUCCUCACAGUCUUCGCCUUCUCUACCGAUAACUGGAUUAGACCAAAGAUAGAGAUUGAUUUCUUGUUGAAUUUGUUCGAGAGAACGCUCAAAUCAGAGCUUGAGACCUUAGCCAAGAACAAUGUUCGGAUAUCGAUAAUUGGAGAUUCAUCAAAACUUCCAAAAUCUCUUCUUAAGGUGAUAAACGAAGUUGAGGAAGUUACAAAGAACAACACGAGGCUUCAGCUAAUCGUGGCCGUUGGUUACAGCGGGAAAUACGAUGUUCUACAAGCCUGUAGAGGCAUUGCGCAGAGGGUGAAAGAUGGCGAGAUAGAAGUUGAGGAGAUAGACGAAAAACUCAUCGAGCAAGAACUGGAGACUAACUGUACUGAGUUUCCUUAUCCAGAUUUGCUGAUAAGAACGAGUGGUGAGCUAAGAGUGAGUAACUUCUUGUUGUGGCAAUUGGCUUAUACUGAGCUCUUCUUUGCUCAAGAACUCUGGCCUGAUUUUGGGAGAAGCGGUUUUAUCGAAGCCUUGAUGUCGUUUCAGCAGAGACAGCGACGCUUUGGUGGUCGAAAAUCUUGAGUUUAUAUUUGUAACGAACAAAUUAGUGUAACAAAAACUGUAUAUGAUGUAUUAAUAAAUGGACAUAUUACACCUUAA